AUGACUACUAGAAUCAGUUCUUCUGAAUUAUCACAAUUCCUUGAUGAUGUGGAAAGAAAUGUUGACGAUGAAUCAGCUGAUUUCAAGAAAUUAACUUUGUAUUUGUUUACAUUCCUUAACGAAAGAUUGCUCACUGACGAAGAAGACAUAGUCAUCAGAUUAUUUAACAUAUUAGAAUUGGUUUUAUCCCGGAAACUUCACUUGCUUAAUGUCCAAUUAGAGUAUAAAGACUAUGAACUGAUUUAUGUGCCUGACUUAGAACAGCCUUUGUUGUAUGAGUGGUCAAUUUCCUUUGCAUUGUCGCAUCUUGCAAGCUCCAAAGCGGAGAUAUCGAAUAAGUUGAAGUCUUUCAUUAUCUACAUUAUAAACUUAGUUUGUACCAAACUUCAUAACUUUAAAUUUAUAAAACUAUUAAGAAAGAGCUUGUUAGAUAUUUUGGACAAGAAUUUGAAUCAUUGUUUUAAACAAGAGAAUAUCCACAACGAAUUAGUGCUAGCCACCCAUUUAUUUUCAAUAGUAAACGACUUUGAUAUUUCACAGACCCUACUUAUUAAUUCACAAAGUUAUCAAUUGAAACUCACAAGUUUUGCCAGGAAAUUAUGGUAUAUCGUAACUGAUACUACAUAUCAUGACUUGAAAUCAAUAUUGUUAUUAAACCAGACUAAUAAUUUAAUGUGUAAUGAGGUGGUAACUUGGGAACAAAUAUGUCUUUUAUUAAGUUGGAUAAUGGAAUAUCUCAAUUCUAAUGUACCAGACGAGACUGUGAAUAGCACAAUCAGCUUAUCAUUACUAAAAGUUUAUUGUUUAUGCUGGGAAAAAGGCGUGCUUGAAAAUUUUUACAAUUAUAUGAAUUUUCAGAGUUUGCUACUGAAGGAUAUUCCUAAAGUGAUUUCAAAGAGUUUACAUAUUAUAAAAUAUCACCAUCAUUUGAAUGAAAACAAUACAGAUAUAAUCAAUAUGUACCAAACAUCCAGCUUGAACGAAGAAAUUGCAACUUCUUUUGAAGAUCCCAUAUUGGAGAGCUUACGAUUAAAGAUUACCACUUUGGAUAAUAAUAACUACUUGAAACACUUUGAUUGGCUUAACUACAUCAAGAAAUUAACUACCGACGAUUUGAAAUAUCAUUAUUUGAAUCCGGAUUACACAAUGUAUUCGCUCAUUACUGCAUUGGGUCAUUUUCCGUGUGUUUUAAACAAUGACUAUAAUUAUGUAUUAAAAGAGUGUACUAAAUGUGGAAAUGGUCCAUUAACAAAGAACUACUAUGAUGUAAUUGAUCCGAAUAGAUCAAGUGUAACUGAAGGGGAAAUUUCAAAAUUUUAUAAGGAUAUCAUAUUGAAAUAUUUCAUACGGAACAAUGUAAACAGACUUGAGAAGAAUGCUUUGUUAUGUACCAAUUUUUUAAUACUUGUUUUUAAUUUAUUUGCCAGUUAUUCACCACCACAAGAACAAGAUCAAUUAUUUUCAUUCUUGAUUCAACAGCUAACCCACAUUAAUAGAGACGUACGAAUGUUGAUAACCCGAAUAUUUCCAUUAUACUUAAUCAAAGCUAAUAAAGACGAUGAAUGUUUUAAGGUCAUACUAACCAAAAUAUCGUCUAUUGAUUUAACAAGUUCACAUAAUCGACAUCUUGGUGAAUCAAGCAUAAAGGCGUUGGUUGAGUUAUCCAUUAUAAGUUCAGAUGAUUGGUUAUUUAAUUUAUUGGUGAAACUAAUUUCAUUGUUUGCAUUACCUAAUGAUCAACAUGUUAAUUACGUAUAUAAUGGGAUAAUUAGUAUCGCCAGUGCUAAAAAGUUAACCCCUCAAAAGUUGCUUGCUCCGUAUAUACCAAGCAUUUCCGAUACCGUAGUUAUAAACCUGGCUAUAUUCACAAAGAUAAUUGAAUUGCUGGGAGUUAGUAAGAGCUACUUUUUAUCAAGGCAUAAAGAACAUUCAAUCCCAAGAUUAUUGGAGUAUUACAAGUAUGAUUUUAUUGAAGAAAUAGCCAAUGCUGCAAAUUUGACCAAGUGGGAGUUAAUAAGUAAGAACAAGUCUAGAAUAAUUGCGUACUAUUUGACUAAAGGUGCUAAUGAAAAGUAUAUAAUGAAUGUUUUAACUAAUGUCUGUCCAAAGUUUAAGAUCUUAAAACUACCGGAAUUAAUGUCAAAAAUUGGUGAUAUUACUUGGUAUGUCUUAUUAAACAUACAGAGUGAGGGUGAGACUAUAACUAAUGUUGCCCAGAUUAAUUCAGCCUUGAAAUAUAUUGCAAAAAUAGCUAUGCAACAAAGGAGAGUGGCUUUAGAUGGCGGUAUCAAACAUAUUGAAUAUUUGCUAAGUGAAUACAUUCUUGAGCUUGUCCAGAAAUUUCAUGAAAACGUUCAUCAUAUUAGAGGAACUAAACCAUAUUUAGAAAAGAAAUGUUCAUUACAAGCGAUUGAAUAUAUCAUAACUACCAGUAUAUCAGCUGUUGCUACUGCUUUGGGCCAAAUUUCCACUUGUUUGCAAGCAACUUUAGAAAAUGACAGUGAAGAAUUCAAGUACUUGGCCCUAAGGUGUUGGAAUGAAUUAGUUAAGAGAUUACCUAGUUCCCAGUUGAUUUCAUUAAUUGAUAUAAUUAUAUCUUUGAUUUUCCAAAAGUUCAAAACAUUUAGUGAUAGAUCCAGGAAAUUAUCUAUUGCUAUAUUAACUAAGAUUUACCAUGAAAUAAAGGAUAGUUACAAGAGUUACACCUUGUAUUAUUUGUCACUCCCAUUUCAAGAUUAUGAUUUUACUCCAUUGAUUCAGUUUAAGAAAAAGCUGUUGAGUAUACUUGACAUAUUAUCUGAGUUCACCAGAAGAUUGGAAACAUCUAAUGAAUACGUUGUUAAACAAGCUUUAUUUGACUUAACCAAUUACAUUGAAAAAUAUCAGCAUAUAUGCCAGAGUGAAUAUUUCAAAGAUGUCACUCUUACGCUGGCCAUUACUAAGCUUAUUCAAACCAUUUUAGAUACAAGCUAUAAGUUCAAGAAAGUUUCUAGUGAAUGCGCAAAAGUUCUUGGUAUAAUAGGUGCUUUAGAUUCGAAUAAGUUCAACUUUAAACGUAUUAAGCAACUGUUGGUGAUUAUACACGAUUUCAAUGACUAUCAAGAGAAUACUGACUUUUUAAUUGAUUUCAUAGAGACAAAGAUUGUGAAAAUGUUUUGGUCUUCAAAUGACCCAAGUAAGCAAUUAUUCAGUGCUUAUGCAAUGCAGAAGUUUCUUCAAGUUAUGAAAUUAACUCCCAAAAUACUAGAGCAAGAUUUGCCAGAAAUUGGCACAUGGGAUAGGUUUAGUGAUAUUGCAAAAUCAACAUUGACACCCUUGUUAAACUCAAAAUACGUGGCACCAAAUACAAAGUACACUCCUAUUCAAUUUCCUUAUUUUAAACUUGGAAUGAAAUAUGAAACUUGGUUAGUUGAUAUCACAUUGAACUUACUUAAUCGACCAACAGAAGGGGACUCAGAUAAGUCAGUCAUCUUUCAAACAUGCUCAAUGCUAGUUAGAGAUCAAGAUAUUGAAAUCUGCCAGUAUGUCUUAAAGUAUAUUGCAUUGAGUCAUAUUAUAAACAAUACUGCAAUUGAAGAUUUAAAGAAGGAGUUUUUACAUUUGCUUAAUGUUGAUAUCAAUGGUGGUUCUCCCGAUAGAAUUGAACUGUUACGAUUAUGCUGUCAGGCUAUGUUUUCAGUUUUGGAUUAUUUUGGUGAGUGGGUUUCUCAAACUACCCAAUAUCUUACAUUCACAGCCGGAGAUCUUACGUUAUUAAAAAGACAAUUAACUUUGGUAAACAAGUUCCUAGAAUCUAUUCCUAUGGAUUUGAUUGCUAUAAAAUCUGCUCAAUGUGAUUCAUAUGAAAGGACAAUCUUAUACUUGGAGAAGUGUUAUAGAGAAGAAAAAGAUUUAGGAGACUUGAAUAUUGCAACUACUUUGCAAUCAAUGUAUUCUCAGAUCAAUGACUAUGAUGCAUUGAAUGGGGUACUAAAGAAAUUUUCCACAAGUAAUUUACAAGAAAAGUUGAACACGUUCCAAUACAGUGAUAAUUGGAGUCUAGCUCACGAAUCAUUUAAAGUGUUGGAUGAUACAACUAAGUUAUUGGAGUCGUUACAUGAUCAUGGUUUGUAUGACGAUGUAUUAUUAACUCUUUCUUCGAGAACUAAUUCACAGGACUUGACGAGUAUUCCCUUGGAUUGGGCAUUGGUUGGAUUAUGCUCAGCUGCAUAUUCAGGCAACUUUGAACAACUUGAGAAGUGGUUGCAAAUUUCAGAUUCAAUUGGAAAUGCACAAGACACGGAACUGAUUAUCAAUUAUGAGUUAUCAAAAGCGUUGCUGUUCUUACAUCGAAAGAAUGAACUGGAAUUUAACAAGUCGGUUGACCAUAUUUAUUCAUUUGUCGGUAAUUCACUUGUCCCUUCUACAUCUUCAAGCUUUAAUAGGAAUAUUGGUCUUAUGAAUCAAUUACAUGCCUUAUAUGAUUUGACAUUGAUUGUGGCGGGAGAAGAAGAAAGUAAGUUGAAAUCAAGGUUAGACAAUGUUGAUCAAGAUUUUGAUGUACAAUACAAGAUAUUAACCUUGCACAAUGUGGGUAACAAGGUAUUUGACAGUAACACAAAAGUUUCAGAUAAUUUACUUUAUAUGUCACAACUUGCAAGAAAGAACAAUCGGUUGGAUAUAUCAACAAGGACUAUUAUACAAGCCAUGAGAUUUGAACAGGGUUCGGCCAAUAUUGAAUAUGCAAAUUUAUUAUGGUCUCAAGGAAAUCAGGCUGAAGCAAUCAAAUUACUUUCUGAAAUCAUAAAACUGGGUAAUAUGAGUGCUAGCACACAACUUCAAUAUGCCAAUUGGUUAGAUGAAUCCAAUCAUUUAUCGACAAGUGAAAUUAUCCAUGAAUAUAAUCAAGCAAUUACCCUCAACUCAUUGUGGGAAACAUCUUAUUAUGACCUAGGGAAGUAUUAUAACAAGAUUAUGGAAUCUUCAAAGGAUGCCACUGGAUACUAUGAACAACAGAUAAUUAGACAUUUCAUAAAAUCGCUUUCUGUGGGAAAUUCAUUUGUGUUUGAAGCAUUACCUAAACUUGUCACAAUUUGGCUUGAUUUCGCACUGAAGAGUAGAAGUUCUGAAGCUCAAAGAAAACUUAAUCAAAUAGUAGAAGAUAUCAAGAAGGCUACUGAGACUGUUCCAAAUUACACUUGGUAUACUGCAAUAACUCAAAUAUUGUCCCGUAUAACCCAUGAUCAUACAGAAUCAUAUGAAAGACUAGCAGUAAUUGUUGGUAAUAUAAUUAAGGAUUAUCCUCGGCAAAGUUUAUGGUAUGUAUUAUCCCAUGCUAAAUCAAGUGAUUCCAAACGUAAACUGCGAAUUGAAUCAAUUUUACAAAAAGUGACUUUGGCUAAGUCGGAAUUGGGAGUAACUAUUCAGGAUGCUAAUGAAUUAUUCUCUGGGUUAAUAAAACUUGCCCAGUUCAAGAUAAGCAAGUCUGUCAGAACUAGAAAGAUGUCAUUGCUGAGAGACUUUAAGAUUCUGUAUUUGAAUGAUACAUAUCAAGGUUUGGUCAUUCCAGUAGGUUCAAAUCUUGAAAUUAGACUACCAAAUGAAAACACUAAGAGGUUCACCGCUUUCCCUAAAGCAAAUACAGUGACAUUCAAUGGAUGUGAGGAUUUGGUAAACAUUUUCCAUUCAUUACAAAUGCCAAGACAAAUUACAAUUAGAGGUUCAGAUUCAAAUUCUUAUAAACUAAUGGUUAAAUCAGAUGAUACACGAAAAGAUGCAAAGGUAGUGGAAUUCACCACCAUGGUUAAUAGGAUUUUACUUUCAAGUAACGAAGCAAGGAAGAGAAGAUUGAGUAUUCCUAAUUAUUGCGUCAUCCCACUAGCUGAAAACAUUGGGGUUAUCGAGUUUGUUAAUGAUGUGCAGACUAUAAAGGCUGUUUAUCAUGAACAGAUGAAACGAAUGGGUAAACAUUUACAAGAACGUAAAGUAUUUAUGAAGAUUGACGAGGCUCAAAGAUUAGUAAAGGCAAGUAAGAGGAGUAGUGACACUAGUAAUAAAGCAAUGCAUGAUUUAGUUUCCACUUUUACUCAUAUAGUCAAGGAUCAUCCACCAGUAUUGCAUAAUUGGUUUAUUGAAAAUUUUACUGACCCAACAUCCUGGUAUAUUUCAAGAAACUCAUUCACUCGAUCAACAGCAGUUAUGUCAAUGGUAGGAUAUAUUAUUGGUUUAGGUGAUAGACAUUGUGAAAAUAUAUUGUUAUUCAAAAAGACCGGGGCUGUUUUACAUAUUGAUUUUGAUUGCUUAUUCGAAAAGGGUAAAACAUUACCAUGUCCGGAAUUAGUACCAUUUAGAUUGACUCAAAAUGUUAUUGAUGCGAUGGGUAUAUGUGGGAUAGAAGGAAACUUUAGGAUUUCAUGUGAAGUAACUGCUAAAUUAUUGAGACAACAUGAGCCACCAUUGAUGAAUAUCUUGGAAACUUUAUUAUAUGAUCCUUUAUUAGAUUGGAAAAAUGGUCAAAAACCAGGUAUUCAUUUAAGUAAAGUUAGAAGAAAGAUUAGGGGGUUGACAGGUAAUGAUGGAUUACCAAUGAAUAUUCAUGGUCAGGUUGAUGUUUUAAUCCAGGAAGCUACAUCUUUGGAAACUUUAGCACAGAUGUACGCUGGUUGGUCAGCAUAUGUGUAAUACAAUACAGUGUGUGUUAUAGAGUUAUUAGAUUAACUAACGAUGGAAUAAAUAUUUGUAGAACCAUAUCUUAGGGGUCAAUCAGGUUAGAAGAAGGGUUAGCUUUGUGGCAAAAAAAAAGAAGUAACAAUAGAGCACAUCUUGGUUAUAAGUCCAUUUAAUAUAUAAAAAUUAAGACUAUUAAAGGUACUACUCCACAAACUGCGAAAGCACACAAUCCCCAGAUUUGCAAGGCUCUAAUAUUAGCAGAUACAGGAAAUUCCUUUUGAGUAUUUCUCAAUCUGAUCAACUCACUCUGGAAAACCCAAUAGGUAGUUAGUUGCAAGCAAACAAUAGCUAAUAUGAAUAUCCCAUGAUUCAUUUGUAAAAUUCCAAUUGUAUUUAUCUUUAAGAAAUCCUGAAGUAGAGCAUUCAUUACAUUCCAUUUGUAAUAAAAAAAGAGUAACACUGACUGAAUAACUCCCAAGACAAUUUUCUUGAUGAAUACAACUUCACUGAUGGGAAACUUAAAGAUAGCCACCAUUUGUUCAAACAUCAAUAUUCCCAAUAGGAUGAACACCAAGUAGCGAUAAAUUGUUCCAAAAUGAUAGAUUAAAGUUCCUUCACUGUUGAUCUUAUGUAAUUGACAUACAUCAUAAUGGGACAAUUUGCUUAAAUUAAACUUAUAAGGAUCAUCGCACAUUUGUUUAAUUGUUUCAAGAUACUUGCUGCUGAACGGCUCAUUAAAAGCGUAAUUUGCCUCAUCACUAAAAACUUGCAACAAACUUAAAAUUAUAUUGGGACCUUGUUUGUAAUUCCAAUUGAUUAUUACUCCAUUGUUGAAAGAUCUUGAAAAUUGGUUUGUAGUAUAACUAAACCAAUUGUGAUUGAUAUCCAUUAAAAUCUGCUUUAAUUGAGAUUUAGAAAGCGAUACGGAUAGUGUGCGUAAAAUCAGUUGAAUCGAUUCAAUGGUUCUGUCAAAUGAUUCCAUGUCAAAGUUUAUAUUGAACAGAAACUGGUAGUGUUCUCCAACUGGUGUUUCUAUCAGAAAAAUGCAUAAGGUAAUCCACGUAAAAAUGGCUACUAAGAAGGUUUCUACUUGGAAAUAGUCAUCCCAUAAGGUCCAAUUCCAGUUCCAAUUCUGGUACCAUUUGUCGCU
This is a messenger RNA of Spathaspora passalidarum NRRL Y-27907, 7798 nucleotides long. RefSeq names its product protein kinase (gene MEC1). The transcript has 2 exons. Gene Ontology annotation, molecular function: protein serine/threonine kinase activity; protein binding. The record is from RefSeq and is a predicted model, not a curated record. Gene Ontology annotation, biological process: DNA damage checkpoint signaling; protein phosphorylation; telomere maintenance. Gene Ontology annotation, cellular component: nucleus. NCBI's taxonomy places the organism in Eukaryota, Fungi, Ascomycota, Pichiomycetes, Serinales, Debaryomycetaceae. The coding region runs from base 1 to 6660 and encodes 2219 amino acids.